Hippocampus zosterae (dwarf seahorse) is the source of this 4607-nucleotide messenger RNA. Its product is annotated as zinc finger protein OZF-like. Bases 330 to 1832 code for a protein of 500 amino acids. The record is from RefSeq and is a predicted model, not a curated record. Gene Ontology annotation, biological process: regulation of transcription by RNA polymerase II. Gene Ontology annotation, molecular function: RNA polymerase II cis-regulatory region sequence-specific DNA binding; DNA-binding transcription factor activity. NCBI's taxonomy places the organism in Eukaryota, Metazoa, Chordata, Actinopteri, Syngnathiformes, Syngnathidae. The transcript has 2 exons.
CAAUACGCGCAAAGAAUUCUGGGACAUCUGUCCCAAGUGCGGUUGCUGUACUACCAUGAGCGUUUGUUUUGUUUGUUUUGAAAUGGAAAAACUACACGAGCUUAAUUUACCAACUCUGAAUAAGUAGUGAACGCACUGAAGUCUCAACACAGGACGUUCAUCGCGACGAGACUUAAAUUGUUGAAUCUUAGUUCCCGGUGAAUCUCUUCUCUCGAAGUCUCUCGAGCUAGUUUAGCUUGCUAGCAGCUAACAAAGAGACGCGUUUGUUAGCAUCGCCUGGCUAAUCGGCGCUCAAGUGGGAGUCUACGGCGUUGUGAUAUCGUGUGGAAAUGUGUACAAGAAAGACUGCGGACUACAAGGAGGAACUUUUUGCAACGGCCGAGGAAAACGAGACACGACGCUUCCAAGUUUUCCAGCAGCCUCGAGAUGUGCUCCACAGAGCAGCCACCGUUUUUGAAGAUCUUUGCCCGGAUCAACAUGAACCAGAGGACCUCCACAUUAAAGAGGAAGAGGAGGAAGAGCCACUCUGUGUUAAAGAGGAAGAGGAGGAAGAGGAGGAAGAAGAAGAUCAGCUCCACUACAAUAUAGAAGAUGAGGAAGACGAACCAGAGAGCCCCCGCAUCAAAGAAGAAGACAUCACCGAUUUGCCAUUGACUGUUGUCUAUUUGGAAAGUGAUGAUGAUGACGACGACGAAGGUCAAAGUGAGAAGAACGGAGGGACAGAGCUUCGAAGGAGCAGCCAAAGGCACCGCAUGACAACAGGAGGUCAUGGCGACCACUGUAGAGGCUCACAAGCUGACAGCCUUUUUGCUCCACUAUCAGAUAGUGACGACAUGUCAUCACACGUUCCUGAUGGCGACGACGACGACGACGACGACGACAAUGAUGAUGACUAUGAAGCUGGAGAUGAUGAUAAUGAGGAGGAUGAGGAUGAGAAGGAUGAAUACAUAAAAGACGAUGUGACGUGUCACACUGAGAAAAAACACUGGAAAUGUUCGGAGUGUGGAAAAACAUUAAGCACCAAGCGUGUUUUGAAAGAACAUAUGAGAAUACACACUGGAGAGAAACCUUUUGCCUGCUCAGUUUGUGCUCAACGAUUCUCUUUUAGGGAAAACUUAAAAAUACACACAAGAACACACACCGAGGAGAAACCUUUUGAGUGUUCUUUUUGUGGUAAAAGAUUUACUCAAAAGACAAAUUUAAAAAAACACACACGAACUCACACAGAGGAGAAACCGUUUGUCUGCUCAGUUUGUGGGAAACAAUUUACUCAGAAGUCUAAUUUAACUACGCACACAAGAACACACACUGGAGAAAAACCGUUUGCAUGCUUGCUUUGUGGUCAAAGAUUCUCUGUAAGGGGAAACUUAAGACGUCACACAAGAACACAUACUGGAGAGAAACCUUUUGUCUGCUCAGUUUGUGAUCAAAGUUUCUCUACAAAGCCAAACUUAACGAGACACGCGAGAACGCACACAGAAGAGAAACCUUUUGCCUGCUCAUUUUGCGAUGAAAGAUUCACUUUACAGACCAGUUUAAUUACACACACGAGAACGCACACGGGGCAAAAAACAUUUGCCUGCUUGGUUUGCGGUAAAAGAUUCUCUGUCAGGGGAAACUUAACAAGACACGCCAGAACACAUACUGGCGAGAAACCUUUUGCUUGCUCUGUUUGCGGUCAAAGAAUGUCGACAAAGGCAAAUUUAACAACGCACACACGAAAGCACACUGGGGAAAAACCCUUCAGCUGCAGCAUCUGUGAAAAACGUUUCUUAAGUAAGGCUUACGUUACAAGGCACAAGUGUACUGGUGACAACAGUAGUGAUCAAUGAAGUUUAAUAGGCUGUAAAAACUGAGUAUUCACGGUGAGCUGGAAAGUGUUUGUGAUCCUGGAUCAAGUAUGACAGUGUAUUUUGGUGAUGUUAAGAUGCCAAAUCAAUAAAUUAAUCAAUGACAAAAGACCCAUGGUGUAUUGUAUCCCCAUCUGCAGUGUUUUGAGUUUUUACAAAAGUUGACAUACUGCCAAGAUGGGCUUGAAUGUCAAUUUAAUUUUUUGUUUUGUUGUUUUUUUGGGCAGUUUCUGUGAACCAUUCAUUUCCCAAGGGAGGAUACUUGUGCCCUGUACUUUGCAUGGACUUUUAUAAACAAUAUUUGGCGAUACAUGUUAUCAUUUACUUUGGAGUUGUGUGUUUGUGCGCGCGCAUGCGUGUGGGUGCACGACUGGAAUGAAAUAUGAAUGAUGUAAAAAAUUAUUUUAUUGCAAUAAAAAAAACAGUACACAUUUAUUUUCUCCUAAUAAUCAACAACUGUCCUUGCCCAUCUUUGUCAUGAUUGGUGUUUAUUUAGCACUCGAAGGUGAACUUUACUUGAAUACUGACACACAGGACAAAAGACAAACAUUUAAUCUACGAAAACCAAAAUGAUCAACCGAAUCAUACCGUUUUGUGUAACGAAAGUCCUCCAAGUAAAUUCUCGUGUGAUGGAACACGCCACAGACGGGUACUGUACUUUCUGUUUCUUGGCUGGAUUGUCUCCACAAAAGGUCAGACGAGGAACAAUAUGCAGAAAGAAAAUUGAGCUCAGUAAUGCCGCCGCUGUUUAGACUGCAAUGUUAUGUUCUUUUUAUUUUCAUUUUUAUAUGAGGGGCCGGCCCGAUAGUCCAGUGGUUAGCACGUCGACUUCACAGUGCAGAGGUACCGGGUUCAAUUCCAGCUCCGGCCUCCCUGUGUGGAGUUCGCAUGUUCUCCCUGGGCCUGCGUGGGUUUUCUCCGGGUGCUCCGGUUUCCUCCCACGCUCCAAAAACAUGCGUGGCAGGCUGAUUGAACACACUAAAUUGUCCAGGUGUGUUGCAACAGGGAGACUUGGAAAACAUGCAGGACAGCAGCCCUCCAGGACCUGAGGAAAUGCUUUACUGGAAAACUCACAUAUAAAACAGAACAGAAUUAAAUAUUGCAUGUGUAAACACCAAAAUCCUCCGCUAAUCCAUUUAUCUUCAUCUACCUAAAGUCCACUGUGCGUAGAGUCAUGCUAAGAGAAAAUGCACAGAUGUGAGCGGAGUAGUCAGAGCAGAAAACCUUCAAACAAUUGCCACUUUAUAGAACAAAAAGAGCAUACGGCAAAACUUAAGACACGUAUCACUGGAGCUUGUCGGGGGUAGGGACAUACUUGGCCUCAUUUUCUCACUGUUCAUUAGACUGCAGCAACAUCCAGUAGAGCUCAGUGCUGCAGACAAUCGUCACAAAGCAUCGCCCCACAAGUGUUGUGGCUUGUCAAAAUACAUUUCGUGCAAAUGCACUCACUUCAGUGUCCUUAUUUUUGUUUUGUUUAUUUUAAACAAAAUUCUACCAUCAAACUUGCCUGUAUAGUGUCCAAAGAUAACACUGCACCAAAUGGGGCUGCUUUGCUCAGUCAGGAACAUGGUGUCAUGAAUUGAUACCGGGUUUAAAAAAAAAUACAAUAAAAUCUCAAGACCACCAAAGUAUUCCAAAGCAGUCAUUGUCACGUGUAAACUUAUCCUAAUGCGGAGCUUCCGCGAGCAUCAUGUGACCAUCCUCUUAAGCUCCUCCCACUCUCUCUCCUAGGCCUGGCAGCACUCAUGGCAAGAACGUAGUCAGAAAUGGAACAUGAGCUGCUUCAAGAUCCGUACUUUGCGUAGGAUCACGCGUACGCGUUUCCAUCUCAGCUCAAAGUGAAAGUUUCUUGAAAUUUUUUUGCAAAGCUUCAUUUCCCACUGCUAUUUUCACCGGCACACUUGUGUCUCUUAACGCGAUCCUUACGAGUGAAUCUCUUUUCACACAGGCUACAACUGAAUGGUUUUUCACCAGUGUGUAUUCUCAUGUGUUUCUCCAAUAUGCACCUUUGCGUGAACUUUUUACCACAAACUGAGCAUGAAAACAGUUUCUCCCCAGUGUGCGUUCUCGUGUGUCGAACCAAUCCCGUGCGAUCAAUGAAGGUUAAGCCACAGACCGCGCAAGCAAAAGGUUUCUCUCCGGUGUGCGUUCGCGUGUGCCUUGUCAAACAUGUCUUCACGUGGAAUCGUUUACCACAAACUGAACAGGCAAAAGGUUUCUCCCCAUCGUGCGUCCGAGUAUGCCUUAUUAAACACGUUCUCACAGUGAAACUUUUACCACAAACUGAGCAGACAAAUGGCUUCUCCCCAGUGUGUGUCCGUGUGUGUGUUCUUAAACUCCCCUUUAAGGAGAAACUUUUACCGCAAACUGUACAGGCAAAGGGUUUUUCGCCAGUGUGUGUUCGUGUGUGUUUUUUUAAAUCUGCCUUGAUACAGAAUCUUUUCUCACAAACUGAGCAGGAAAAGGGUUUCUCCCCAGUGUGUGUUCGUGUGUGUUUGAUCAAAUACGAACGCCUUCCAAAACUUAAGUUGCAGACGGAGCAGACAAAAGGUUUCUCUCCGGUGUGGAUUGUCAUGUGAUACGUUAAGGUACUCUUAUGAGUCACUUUCAGGCCACAAAGUGAGCAGGAAAAAGGUUUCUCUUUCGUGUGCAUCCGCAUGUGGAUGUUCAAAUGUCCCUUAUGACUAAAUCUUUUGCCGCAAACGGAGCAGGCAAAAGACUUGUCUCGAUUGUGCGUUCUGGUGUGUCGUCUCAACG